AUGAUCAGUUCUUUAGCAGACGCUCAGACAGCGUAUGAAAAGACAGUGGCUUUGCUUUUAAACUCGGCAUAUGCGUUUGUGCAUUUACAGAUUGAAAGUGCAGCAGAGGAGCCAAGAGUGCUGUGUAUAGUGCAGGACACCACCAGUGCCAAGACCAUCAAUGAGAGGCUGACGCUCAACCUGCCCGCCUCCACCCCCGUCAACAAACUCUACGAGGAUGUGGCUCACAAGGCUGGAUAUGUGAACGGCACUUUCUACCUGACCUGGGCUAACACUGGUGCCAUGGCUCCUCUGGACCAGGCCAGUGAGAUGUCCCUGGUGUUGUCCGGUUUUGAGGCGGGGAAAAGGAAUUUCCUGCAGCUUACGGACAAGGACGGGGAGCAGCCUCAGAUCACUUCAGAUGAAUCUGGCACAGCGGACAGCAGUGGUGUUGAUGACAGCUCUCAGGGUCGCUUCAUCGGACCCUUACCGCGGGACGGGACUGUGGGCUGCAGCAGUGACUACAGCAGCCCCAGUUACUCGUACUCCUCCAUACUUAACAAAUCAGAGACAGGUUAUGUUGGUUUGGUCAACCAAGCAAUGACCUGUUACCUGAACAGCCUCCUGCAGACCCUGUUCAUGACCCCUGAGUUCAGGAAUGCACUCUACAAUUGGGAGUUUGAGGAGUCAGAGGAGGAUCCGGUCAUCAGUAUCCCGUACCAGCUCAAGAGGCUGUUUGUGCUUCUGCAGACCAGUAAGAAGCGUGCCAUCGAGACCACAGACGUGACCCGCAGCUUUGGCUGGGACAGCAGUGAGGCCUGGCAGCAGCACGACGUCCAGGAGCUUUGCAGAGUCAUGUUUGAUGCACUAGAGCAGAAGUGGAAACAGACUGAGCAGGCUGACCUGAUCAACCAGCUUUACCAGGGCAAACUGAAGGACUAUGUGCGCUGUUUGGAGUGUGGCUAUGAGAGCUGGAGGAUUGACACGUACUUGGACAUUCCUCUGGUCAUCAGGCCCUUUGGGGCCAGCCAGGCUUUUGGCAGCGUGGAAGAAGCCCUGCAAGCUUUCAUCCAGCCUGAGACUCUUGACGGUCCCAACCAAUACUUCUGUGAGCGCUGCAAAAAGAAAUGUGACGCCCGCAAGGGUCUGAGAUUCCUCCAUUUCCCAUACCUGCUGACUCUGCAGCUGAAACGCUUCGACUUUGAUUACACCACUAUGCACCGCAUUAAACUCAAUGACCGCAUGACCUUCCCAGAGGAGCUGGACAUGAGCCCCUUCAUCGACGUUGAGGAUGAGAAAUCACCUCAGACAGAGAGCUGCACUGACAGUGGGGCGGAGAAUGAAGGAAGCUGCCACAGUGACCAGAUGAGCAAUGAUUUCUCCACGGAUGAUGCUGUGGACGAGGGCAUCUGUCUGGAUAACACCAGCAGCGCAGAGCGGGUGCUCAAACCAAAGAGCUCCUUGACCUUUGAACUCUUCUCAGUCAUGGUGCAUUCUGGGAGUGCUGCAGGUGGGCACUACUACGCCUGCAUUAAGUCCUUCAGUGACAGCCAAUGGUACAGCUUCAAUGACCAGCACGUCAGCAAGAUCACGCAGGAUGACAUCCGGAAGACAUAUGGCGGAUCCUCAGGGAGCAGAGGCUAUUACUCCAGUGCCUUUGCCAGCUCUACAAAUGCAUACAUGCUCAUGUACAGACUAAAAGACCCCUCCAGGAAUGCAAAAUUCCUGGAAGUUGAGGACUUCCCAGAGCACAUAAAGAGACUGGUGCAGCGAGAGAGAGAGUCUGAAGAACAGGAGAAGAGGCAAAGAGAGAUUGAGCGCAACACAUGCAAGAUCAAGCUCUUCUGCAUUCAUCCAGUGAAGAUGAUGAUGACUGAGAAUAAGCUGGAGGUUCACAAGGACAAAACUCUCAGAGAAGCAACAGAAAUGGCAUACAAGCUGAUGGAUCUUGAUGGAGUGGUGCCACUGGACUGCUGUCGAUUGGUGAAAUACGAUGAGUUUCACGAAUAUCUAGAACGUUCGUAUGAAGGGGAGGAAGACAUGCCCAUGGGUCUGCUGCUCGGCGGGGUCAAGUCUUCAUACAUGUUUGACCUACUCCUGGAGAUCCGCAGGCCUGACCAAAUGUUCCAGCCCUACAAACCUGGAGAGGUGAUGGUGAAGGUCCAUGUGGUGGAUCUGAAGAGUGAGUCUAUUGCUGCUCCAGUCAGUGUCAGGGCGUAUCUCAACCAGACUAUUACAGAGUUCAAGCAACUCAUUGCGCAGGCCACGGGGCUUUGUGCGGAGACUAUGCGUGUCGUCUUAGAGCGCUGCUAUAAUGACCUUCGGCUUCUUUAUGUGCCCAACAAGACUCUGAAAGCAGAAGGUUUCUUCAGGAGUAACAAGGUUUUCGUGGAGAGCUCAGACUCAACGGAUCAUCAGGCUGUUUUCACUGACUCUGUUUUGUGGAAGCUCCUGGAUCGGCACGGGAACACAAUCAGACUGUUUGUCUCCUUGCCCGAGCAGUCGCCAGGCUCUUUGGCCAACAGAACUAGUUGCCCCAAAGCUAGCGCUGACUCUGAGGACUCUUUUGAUGGGGCGAAGGGCAGCAGGAAGUCAGUGGAAGCCAUUCUUGAAGAGAGCACAGAGAAGCUAAAGAACCUUUCUUUACAACAGCAACAGCAGCAGCAGCAGCAUCAGCAGCAAUCCUCCAGCACCAGUGACAGUCAGAAGAGCUCAGAACACAGCGACUUCGAGCACAUCGAGUCACCAGCACAGGAGCCGGACGCUGCCUCGCAGCCUUCCCAGACGGAGAACUCCACACGGGCCGCCUCAGACACGGAGAACCAGUUCCCCUCAGAGGAGCGCUCGGACUCAGAUGUCAAUAACGACCGCAGCACCAGCUCGGUGGACAGUGACAUCCUGAGCUCCAGCCACAGCAGCGACACGCUGUGUAACGCGGACAGCGGCCCGCUCCCGCUGGCUAACGGCCUCGACUCGCACAGCAUCACCAGCAGCCGGCGCUCCAAAGCACACGAGGGGAAGAAGGAGACGUGGGACACGGCGGAGGAGGACUCUGGCACGGACAGCGAGUACGAUGAGAACGGCAAGAGCAAAGCUGAAGCCCAGUACCUGUACUUCAAAGCAGAGCCAUACUCUCAGGAGGACGGAUCUGGAGAAGGACAGAAAUGUUUACUUGUCCAUGUUGACAAGAGGAUCACACUGGCAGCGUUCAAACAGAAUCUAGAGCCGUUUGUUGGCGUCCCCUCCACUCAGUUUAAAGUCUUCCGGGUUUAUGCCAACAACCAGGAGUUUGAGAGUGUGCGGCUCAAUGAGACGCUCUCCUCUUUCUCUGAUGACAACAAGAUCACGAUUCGAUUGGGACGUGCACUGAAGAAAGGAGAAUACAGGGUGAAGGUGUACCAGCUGCUAGUCAAUGACCCAGAGCCCUGUAAGUUCCUUUUGGACACUGUGUUCGCUAAAGGCAUGACUGUUCGACAGUCUAAGGAGGAGUUGCUGCCUCAACUCAAAGACCAGUGUAAACUGGACAUCAGUAUAGAUAGGUUUAGACUCAGGAAGAAGACCUGGAAGAACCCAGGCACAGUGUUUCUGGAUUAUCACGUCUAUGAGGAGGACAUCAACAUCUCCAGUAACUGGGAGGUGUUCCUAGAAGUCCUUGAAGAACCGGAGCGCAUGAAGUCCAUGUCCCAGUUAGCGGUUCUGACCCGUCGCUGGUGCCCAGCCCAGAUGAAGCUGGAGGCCUUCCGGGAGGUGGUGCUGGAGAGCAGCAGUGUAGAGGAGCUCAAGGAGAAGCUAAGUGAAUUGAGUGGAAUUCCUCUUGAGAACUUGGAGUUUGCCAAGGGACGAGGAACUUUUCCUUGUGACAUGUCAGUGUUGGAGAUCCAUCAGGAUUUAGAUUGGAAUCCUAAAGUCUCCACCCUCAAUGUCUGGCCACUCUACAUCUGUGAUGAUGGCGCCGUGAUCUUCUACAGGGUCAGCACCGAGGAGCUCAUGGAGCUGUCUGAGGAGGAGCGCAAUGAACUGAUGAAGAAGGAGAGCAGCCGCCUGCUGAAGACGGGCCACCGCGUCAGCUACUCCCCCCGCAAAGAGAAGGCCCUCAAAAUUUACUUAGACGGAGGGCCCACCAAAGACCCUGGACAGGACUGAGAGGGGGAGGAAACUAUCCUUCCCUAUUUUCUAUCUGGCCUGCCAGCUGCAGUGUAGCGCUGCCUCGCCAGCGACCUUGGCAUUUGGGCCCCACGUUGAAUCAACGUCACCAGUGCUGUCCGGCUGACGCUCUCUUCUUUGAGCUCCAGAAUGCAUAGUGUGGCUCAGAGUACUAUUGUGCACCAUAGUUUAUUGUACUGUAAAGUUUAAAGGGAAGUGCAAAAGCUAUUUCAAGUUCAAUAUCAUUCAGAUAAAUCAAUUUAAUAACACAGAGACGGGUGCACUCAUUAGAGGAAAGGGGGGCAGUUUGGGAGAUAUAUUUUAUGGCCCUCUUCAUUUCUUUCGUCUGUUUGCACUCUCAGUGCACCAUCUCCAUUCAUUUUCGUCCCGUCGUUCUGCAUUUGCUGUUUGUCCAUCACUCACUCUCUGAUUUUGAGAUGCGAUCGAACGCAUCGAAUUCUCACAUUCUCGACAUCCAUCAUCCUGAGUCUAUUCAGCACUCGAGCACAGCGCGUAACGUAUCCAGCCACCUCCGAACGCCCGCAGGGGUGACGGCACUACUCAUCUUCCAUUGCGUAGAGCUCUUCGAUCGACACUUUCACUUGAAGUUUUUGGUAUGAUGCUCUCACUUGAAUAUUGGGAUAUCUCUCCUUUUGUUUAUUUAACAUAGUUGUGAAAUUAAAUGCUUCUUUUCUGGCUGAAGAGGUUCUAUUCUUGCAGUUCAUGCUUCUUCUUGUGUGUGGGUGUCGCCCACUGACUGCUGAAGCUCUGCCCACUUUGUAGGGAGCUCCGCCCUCCUCCUCUCACUACACUUCCUACUGGGGCUAGUGACACUGGUACAUAUGAAUUUGCAAGCCUUUAAGAGUAGGGCGAUAUGAAUCAAGUAGUGCGCUUCGUUCACCCAAUUCAUUUUUUUUGUUUUUGUUUUUUCUUGUAAAUUAUUUCACUACAGACUGAUGACGACGUUGGGUCUUGUGAGUGACUUUUAAUGGCACGUGUUUUAAUUU
Messenger RNA from Sinocyclocheilus grahami, 5129 nucleotides. Its product is annotated as ubiquitin carboxyl-terminal hydrolase 47. The record is from RefSeq and is a predicted model, not a curated record. NCBI's taxonomy places the organism in Eukaryota, Metazoa, Chordata, Actinopteri, Cypriniformes, Cyprinidae. The coding region runs from base 1 to 4122 and encodes 1373 amino acids. Gene Ontology annotation, biological process: protein deubiquitination. The transcript has 28 exons. Gene Ontology annotation, cellular component: nucleus; cytosol. Gene Ontology annotation, molecular function: protein binding; cysteine-type deubiquitinase activity.